AUGAAUGCGUAUUCUAACGACUCGACUGCCGACCGGCGACAGCGUCUCCGCCAGAGAUUGCAGCGUGCUCUCUCGCUGUCAUCUUGUGAUUCCGAUGGCUCUGGAAGUGCUUUGAGUGGUGAUACCAUAGUAGAUGAUCCUUCCUUCCAAGGUCAGGAAGAUGAGCGCGAGUCCCACCUCGGAAGUGAUGAGGGAGAGCAAUCCCCGGGCAAUGAACAUUCCGCCCCCACCAAAGGGCUGGCAAGAGCCUUCCCUUCACCUCAGAAUGUCGAGGCGAUCGAUGUAACAGACAGUAUCAUUGCCAUGCAAUGUGUAGCUGAUCUAGAUAAUCGGAUGAAUGGCCUCGAAAGUGCUCUGCAUGAGCAAAAUAUAUGGAAUGAAUCGACAAACCAUUUGUUAGAGGAUCUCAGCAAGCGAUUGGCAGCUGUGGAAACGCUAUUUCAAGACGUCAGGGACACGGGAAGGGCGGGAAGGGAAGCGACGGGUGGUCGUCGUCGCUCUACCCGGCAGAGUGCGCAGCCACGUCAGUGA
Penicillium angulare is the source of this 531-nucleotide messenger RNA. RefSeq lists its product as uncharacterized. Bases 1 to 531 code for a protein of 176 amino acids. The transcript is spliced from 3 exons. NCBI's taxonomy places the organism in Eukaryota, Fungi, Ascomycota, Eurotiomycetes, Eurotiales, Aspergillaceae. The record is from RefSeq and is a predicted model, not a curated record.